AUGCCCAACUGGUCAGCUGCAUUUCUUGGCCGAUCGAAAAAGGUUCAAAUCGGUCUCUGGUCCAUUUGUAAGUCUACAGAGCGCUCUACAGACUGCGCGUUCUGGAACAACUUGGAGAUCUGGAAGUUUGCGGACACGGAUGAACCAGAUUACGUCCUCUACUCGAGGAUGUUUCUGCAACUAUCGAUUAUAACCGGCCUCAUUGGAAAUAUCUUCGCAAUAGUUGGAAACGGAUUGCUUUGUUGUACGCGAAAAUUCAAAACUACAGUCAUAAUUCAAGCAGUCGCUUCGCUGUGUCUCUCUGCGAGUGCUAUGCUUAUUGGAGCUUCGGGGACGGUCUUCCCGAUUCUUUUUAAAGCCCCGACUGCAGAUUUACCUAAUCAAAAGCAGAUAAAUCACAUUCUGACGAGAGACUACUUCUCUGUUGACCCUCGGUCUCGACCGAUUUUUGAACACGGACUUGCUCUUUACCUUUGCUGGGCCUCUAUGAUUAUUUACGGGAUCGGCUGUUCACUGUACAUCUUUAUCGCGUGCCUAAUUUGCACAGAAAGAAACUCUUCGAAAGUGUUUGUUCGCCCUCUUUCUUAUACAACGCUGAACGAAGGCAAGACGCGAGAACUUCCAGACGAGCCACGUGAACGUGUUUUGAUUGCUUCCUCGUCCAACUCUUCAUCGGUCAAGGAGACACCAAAUAACGAUGAAAUCAACAACGACUCUCUCCGAAAAAGCCCACAGAAAGGAUCACUACUCAGCAACAGAUACUUCCCAAAAGAGAAUCAGAUACAAACAAGCAAUCUGAAUAACGACAACGUGAAUUUCGAAAAAUUAAAUCGAGCACAUACUCUUUCAACAAUAAGGAGUAAAUCUUUCAUGGCAGAUGACAAUUUCUGCGACUCGAUAGCACGGGCCCUUUCUCUUCGAAAGCAAGAAAAUGAUUACCAUGAAAGUCCUACCACGGACUACUCUACUCAGCAAGACUUGGACGAGAUCCGUGACGUGAGCUACGAAGCUGAAGCUGAAAGCGAAGAAGUCGAGUCAUUAUGUCCAUCUGUUGCGUCCGUUUCCAUCAUUGAAUCUUCCGUAAUGGACUUCGGACAACAGCCCUGUGCAGAUCCGUUCCCAAAAAGAAUGAUGCAAAACUACUACAGCGAACAUACUAGAGCUUCUAUAGGAAUUUUUAGAUUAAGCUGCGACGAAUCAUAA
Oikopleura dioica is the source of this 1203-nucleotide messenger RNA. The record is from the annotation of a GenBank genome assembly. NCBI's taxonomy places the organism in Eukaryota, Metazoa, Chordata, Appendicularia, Copelata, Oikopleuridae.